Molecule: messenger RNA, 1395 nt
Organism: Penaeus vannamei (Pacific white shrimp)
Lineage: Eukaryota; Metazoa; Arthropoda; Malacostraca; Decapoda; Penaeidae
Source: RefSeq, a predicted model, not a curated record
AUGCAGACGGCGCCCACGCAAAGAGCCGCAAACGACGGCAAACGACGCACCCCCACGCAAAGACGCCCACCGCAACGACGCCCAACGACGAGCGACCAAGACGCCACGAAACGACGCCCACGCAACGACGCCCACAACGAACGGAACGACGCCCACGCAAAGCCACCGCCGCAACGCCACGCAACGAACGCCCCACGGCAAGACGCCCACGCUAACGAGCCCAGGCACGAGACGCGACGGCCCACGCAACGACGCGCCACGAAACGACGCCCAUCGCCCACGAAGACGCCCCAAAACGCCACGCAACGACCCUACGUAACGACGCCCACGCAAAGACGCCCACCAAAGACGCCCACGCAAAGACGCCCACGGCAACGACGCCCACGCAAAGACGUCGUAACGCGCCGGCACGCAAAGACGCCCACGGCAACGACGCAGCCCACGCACGAGCCCAACACACGCACGCAAACGAACGGCCCACGACGCAACGACGCCCACGCAAAGACGCACGCAACGACGCCCAGCAACGACGCCACGCAAAGAUGCCACGCAACGACGGCCCACGGCAAAGACGCCCACGCAACGACGCCCACGCAAAAGACGCCCACGUCAACGACGCCACGCAAAGCGCCCACAACGCAACGAAAACGCCCCACGACGCAACGACGCCCACGCAACGAUGCCCACGCAAAAGACGCCCACGCACGAAAAGACGCCCACGCAACGACGCCCACGCAACGACGCCCCACAAAGACGCCCACGCAACGAGGCCCACGCAACGACACGCAAGACGCCCACGCAACGACGCCCACGCAAGACGCCACGCAAAGACGUCCACGGCACGACGUACCCACGACGCGCCCACGAAUAGAUGCCAGCAACGACGUCCCACGCAACGACGCCCACGCAACGAGCCCACGCAACGACGCCACGCAACGCCCACCAACGACGCCCACGAAACGACGCCCACGAACGCCGACCACGCAAGGACGCCCACGCAAGACGGCCACGCAAGACGCCACGCAACGACGACGCCCCACGCAACGACGCCCACGCAAAGACGCCCACGCAACGACGCCCACGCAACGACGCCCACGCAACGACGCCCACUGCAAGGACCACAGCAACGACGGCCCACGGAACCGACGCCCAACACGAACGUGCAACGACGCUGCCACGCGCCCACAGACGCCCACGCAACGACGCCAAGCACGAACGACGGCCACGGACGACGGGGCCAGCAACGUUGUGACGGAGGACCAACAGGUGAAGGUGUUGCUAGUACGAGGGUUACUAGAUGUUGACCUGGAGGUGUAUGCGCUGUCGAUUGAACAGGCGCGAUUUGUAGCUUACAGUAGCCUUGCAGCGUGCAUCAAUACCACACUGAUACAAUGA